Molecule: messenger RNA, 6432 nt
Organism: Chelonia mydas (Green sea turtle)
Lineage: Eukaryota; Metazoa; Chordata; Testudines; Cheloniidae
Gene: GAS2L2
Product: growth arrest specific 2 like 2
Exons: 7
Coding region: 1006-4131 (1041 amino acids)
Biological process (GO): microtubule bundle formation; regulation of microtubule polymerization or depolymerization; actin crosslink formation
Cellular component (GO): microtubule plus-end; cytoplasm; actin filament
Molecular function (GO): cytoskeletal adaptor activity; microtubule binding; actin filament binding
Source: RefSeq, a predicted model, not a curated record
CACAGUGCCUCAGUUUGCCAAUCUGUAAAAUGGGACAGACCUACAGUACUGCACAGAGAGGGCCGUGGGGGAGGAGGAACUGAGGAUCAAUUCAUUAAUGGUUGUAAAGUGCUUUGAGAUCCUCGGAGGAAACAUGCCGUAGAGUCAUAUGAUAUUUCUAAACAACCGCCCCCAAACCAAUGCUCCAGACCCAAAUGCUCCCAAACUUUGGGGGAGUUCAGAGUUGUUUUAAAAUCUCCUGGUUUGGGGAUUGUUGCUUUAAAAAAAAAAAAAAGGAGUGAGGCCCAUUGGUUGGGAAAGCAGGAGCCUAAGGGGUUAACGGGGAGUGUUUGUAGCAAGUCUGUGUCACCAAGGAGAAGAGAACAGCACUUGGGGAAGGAAACAAAACACUGGGCUGUCCAGGAGGGGUGAUUUCCCGUUUAAAUCGACUCCAGCUCCAAGCAACUGCUCGGGGGAAGGAGACAGGCUUCUGACAUUCCCAAGGGGGUGAAGGGCAGGCAGCAGGAGCUCUGGGUGAAGGAGAAACGCCCCAGCUCCUUGUCGAAGAAAGAGGGAGAGCCUCCCGGGGGAAAGGUCAGUUCCCAGCCUAGGAAUGUGUGUCCCCUCGCAAUGGGGCACGGCUGCAGGCAGGUUCCUCCAGGGGGAUGGGGUAGCGAGGGCUCUGGGCCGUGGGCGCAGGAAUGAGGCGUGAGGACAGCACCUUCCAGUGGAGGGCUCGGAGGAGCCGAGCAUCUGCGUGUGGGGUGGAUGGAGGAACUUGCUCUCCCUGCAGGAAUGCAAUUGUGAUGGCUAGGGGAUCUUACCCACGACUAGGGGACCAAGUGAGCUGUGCCACCAGUGAACUUGCCGCUCCUCAGGAGGGGAGAAAUAUUGCAACUUUUUCAGCCUAGAUCUGCAGUUUGGCAAGUCAUGGCGAUGGGGGGUCCAGGGACAGGCCCAUGAGAACCCACUCUGGGGGCAGAGAGGUGGAAACUCACCAUACCGGGCCCCGUGUCUCAUGGCAAGAUGGCUGGGAUUCAGGGGGCCACGGUGCAGAGCAUCCGGCCCUACAAGUCCAGUGAGCAGUAUCUCUACGCCAUGAAGGAGGACCUGGCCGAGUGGCUCAAGGAACUCUAUGACUUGGACGUCAACGUUGGGUCCCUCCUGGAGGUGCUGGAGACAGGCUCCAUGCUGUGCUACCAUGCCAACAACAUCACCCAUGUGGCCAGAGAGUUCUCCCACGACUAUCCGGGCCUGGCCCACAAGCUCCAGCUGCCCAGAUACGGGGUGAUCUGUAAUGACUCUGCCCAGCCAGGGACCUUCCAGGCCAGGGAUAACGUGUCUAACUUCAUCCAGUGGUGCAGGAAGGAGAUGGAUAUUAAAGAGGUGCUGAUGUUUGAGACGGAGGACCUGGUGCUGAGGAAGAAUGAGAAAAACUUUGUGCUGUGCCUGCUGGAGGUGUCCCGCCGGGCCUCUCGCUUCGGGAUGAGUGCUCCCACCCUGAUCCAAAUGGAGGAGGAGAUUGAGGAGGAGAUCCGAGAGGAGAUGGACCUCCCCCCUGAGGAUACCCCACUUCCCAAGCCCCAGAGGAAGCCUUGUGACUUCAAGAACCUGGACCAGAUGGUCCAACACCUGGUGAGCCGCUGCACGUGCCCAGUCCAGUUCUCCAUGAUCAAGGUGUCUGAAGGAAAAUACCGCGUGGGCGAUUCCAACACCCUUAUUUUUGUCAGGAUCCUCCGGAAUCAUGUGAUGGUGCGGGUUGGAGGUGGCUGGGACACGCUGGAGCAUUAUCUGGAUAAGCAUGACCCCUGCCGGUGCACCUCGCUGUCUCACAAGCAGGCUGUCAAGCUGACAAGCCCUCAAAGGCUGCAGGCAAUUCAGGUGCAGCAUGAGAUCAAGGUCUGCCCGACACCCAGGACAGACAACCCAAAGAAGCCCCAGCCCACCCUAAUCGUGAGCAGGUCCCAAAGCCCACUGCCCCCAGUGGAGUGGAGGACCUACACCCCCCAGAGCCUCAGCACCAGCCGGAAGCUUCGUUCAUCUCCAUCGCCAGAUAGCACCAGCAAGAAGGACUCCAGGCUCAGGCCCCUGCGGGAGCAGUCAGAACCCAGGAGGGUCCCUUCGGCCAGGGCAACCGAGCGGUCUGCUACUCCUUCACGGAGGCAGCAGUUUGCUGAAGAAAGAUCUGCUACCCAGCAGACCGCCUCCACCCAGAGCCGGAGGGAUAAGCUGUGUGUUUCUACGUCCUCCCUGACCUCACAACUGACUGGAAGCGAGGAGGAUGGUUCUGGCGCCUCGGAAGCUCUCCCAGAGCCCCAGAGAGGGCGUCAGACUAGUAGAAUCCCUGGGAAGAAUCAGAAGGACCCAGCUAGGCUUGUGCAAGCCAGGUGUACAGAGUCCAGGCCCCAGAUGACAGUGCCAAAAGACAGAACAGCUCAGCUGUCAAGGGGCACCCAGUAUGGAGUCAAACCCUUUCCACAGGCUCACAAGCCUCAGGAAUCAGGGGUCAAGAGCUUUCCUGGGAUGGUCCGUUCCUGCAGCCCAAUGAAACCUCUUCACCUCUCCUCACAACAGGAUUCCAAGGGAGCUGCACAGAGCCUCAACGCUGCACACGGCUGGGGGGAUGCUGGGGUUGUGUUGCCAUCCUCCCCAGUUAAACACAUGGGCCAGACUCCAAAACAGGAAAGUAGCACUAAGAUCCCAGUCAAAGCCGGCCCCACAUUCAGCAGGCCCCCAACCCCUGUUCAGAGCCACCAGGGGGAGUCCCGCCUCCGAAAUGGGUGGAAAGCCCCUGCCAGUGAAAUGGCAAAAACUCCAGCUCUCUCAAAGAUCAAAGUCAUGUCCAGGGCUGAGGAAGGCUCUCAGGGGCACAGACAAUGCAGUGGGGCAGUCAAGCCAGAGACAUUGUUGACCAACCUUCCCACAAGCCCAGAAGAUAGACUUGGCCUGUCAGAUCCAGCAGGGAAGGACAAGGAUCCAAAGGCCAAACUGGGGCAGGAGGUAGAGCCAGGGAACACCAAUAACAGCAGCAGCAGGAGUGGUGGUGAUCCAACAGGCUGCUCAGAGGAGAGGGAAUGUGUGUAUACGCCUUUGCCCAUCAACCUGGCCCAGGAGCAGGCGCUGUACAGGAGCCUAGAAGAUGAGAUCUUAUCCAACAUAAAGGUUCUAGAGGCUGAUUCGGAUGAAAGCCACCACCCUGAAGGGAACCAGCUGGGCGACUUCGCCCUGGACUGCAGCCUAGCGAGCGUCACCACAGCCCGUGAUGUAAGUGAGCUCAGGUCCUCCACGCCCUCCCUGUCUUCCGUUACAAGUGCCAGGCAGACCUUGCCCUGUGGCGAGGGUGUGCCCCGGAGUGGUGUCUAUGUGCCUAGAGGAGAGGCAAAAUGGCACCCGGCUGGAUUCCUCUAUGGUGAUGUGAUUGAUGAACUCUCCCAGGGGCACAAGCCACUCCACCCAGUGGAUGUGGAGAACUGGAUCGCCAAGAUCCCACCCAAGGGGGCUGUGAGGGUUUCCUCUCAGCCAAGUUCACCUCUGGUGAAUGGAAACCAGGUGGAAAAGAAACUUCUGGAGCCAGAAGGGGCUUUGUUCCAGGAGAACGUGUCCAGUGAAACCAAAGGCAACCGGUCAAGGAGGCAGCCGCCUCACACAAGCCAUGCAGGGUCUGCUGCAGUCAGUAGAAAUAGCAAAGCUCCUCAGGCAGCCUUUGAUGGCCCCAAGGCAUCUAUCAAUUCUCCAGCCUCUGUGGGCGGCCUUGAAAAGUCCAAACUGCCUCAAGGUAAGCCCAAAAGGUCCCUGAAGAAGCCCGAACGGGUGCCAUCCAUCUACAAGCUAAAGCUACGCCCCAAAAUCCGCCCACGCAGGGACAACAGACCUGAGAAACGGCCAUCCAAAAUCCCCACUCCAGUGACCUACCGACAGGCACAGAAAGUGGCCAGUGCCAAAGCCCAAGAGAAGGCCCAUAGCUUAAAGCAUCAGAUCCGGCCAGCUCAGGACAGCCUGGAUAGUAUAAGGCAGAACAGCACAGGAAAUGCUGGGUCCGAGGAAGAGGCUUGGCUUUCAGAACACAGUGGCUCCCCACAAUCUGGGAAGAAGACAGUCCUAGCAGAUACCAAAGUGUGGCUCACAGAAGAAGAUGAGGAAUCCUGGGUCUGAUGUCUUGCCUGCUGGUGACAGGUUUGCCUCCCAGUUGUCAGUGUUUAUAGCUCUACAGUGAGCCACAUUCUCCUCCAGCCGCAUUGGAGAAACGGGGUUAGAGAGGAGACUCUGGCCCAACAGAUGAGAAGCCAGUGAACUGAUGAUGUUGGGGGUGAAGCUGAAGUUUUCCCAGGUUCUCAGUUGAGUGGCUCAAAAAAAUAACCUGUUCAUUUGGGCCAAAGAAAUGCGACAUUUAUUUUGAAGGAAGAGAAUCUAAGAGGCAGAUUUUCAAAGAGGCCUCAACAUGACCCUCAAAAACUGCAGGUACAAUUUUGUGCUCUCUCCUGGUUUUUGGACAUGCACUAACACCUCAAAGUGGCAAACUGAGUCUGCAAUUUGGGAUGAGGCAUCUUUGAAAACUCGGUCCCAAGUCUGGAACUAAGAACAGAAUUUAGAACAAAGGGUGAAAACUGAUAACUAAUAGUGUGGUACAAUGGCUACCACAUUUUUUCUUUUCCAGCAGAUGGAAAUGUAAAUAUUUUUAGUGCAAAAGUACUAUCAGCAGGGGGAGAUGCCAGUGAUAUGUCUGAUCAUUUUCUCCUUGCCCCUGAGAGCCACACCAAAUCCAUUGUAAUAUUUUUCUUUGACAGAUGUACUUCUAAAUUCCCCUCUCAAUUAAUCUGGUGGAUUUCCAGGGAUGGUGUACUUGUGGAAUUGGGAGGAGAAUUUGGCCCAUAAAUUGCAAAUACAGAGGCCAGUUUAGCCCAUGCAGAGAGGAGAAAGAGCAUGGUCUUGUUUUUAAAGCAGGACAACUGGGUUCAAAUAAUUAAAUCCCUCUGUGUCUCAGUUUCCCCAUCUGUAAAAUGGGGCUAAUAAUGCUUACCUCUUAAGGCACCGAGAAACUUAGUGAAUAUUUGUAAAGCACUUUGAGAUCCUCAGGUGAAAGGCACAAGAGGAAGGCAAAGUAUUAUUAUUAUUGUCCUAGAUUCAUGGAUGACUCUUGUAUUGAUCCCAGUGGGAAUCCCAAGUGCACUUGUAAGGAAGUAUUGAGCCCUGCUUUUGAAAAGGUUCCCCCAAGAUUGCUCUGCCUUUUAUAUGAAAUGGGCAACAUGCCAGCCUCAUUCUGUUCACAAAAUUCUCGUUGAAUUCAAAGGGAGUUUUCUAAAACACUGGAAGUGGAAUAGCACACGAAUUGUGUCAAAGUCCCUAAUCAGACCAUUUCCCCCUUUUUCAUGAAAUUACCGGGGCCAAAUACUCAGCUGAUGUAAAUUUGAUUUACUUCAGCUCAGGAUCUGGGCCACAGUUGCCUGCACGUAUUUUAAGCUUGUCAUUAUUAUUGUUAAACCAGUAGCCAUCCUUGCAUUUGAAAUAGGAAGUUACUUGAAACGACAAGAGCUGAAAGAAAUACAAUCAUAGAUUCAGAUGGUGGGUUUGUUUUUAACCAACAUGCUGGCGCUAGAGAUGCCCUGUGAUAUCAGGAAAGAGCCCUAUAGAGACCACCCACAGUGUCUUGAUACCCAUGAAUGCUCUGUGUAAUUUAUGUGUGAAUUGUCUUUACUGUUAUAACUCUUGGAAAUAGUAUUUGAGGUGACUAUUAAUAAUGCUGCUUGUUCCAGUUAUAUAGCGUAUUCCUAAACCUUUGAUCACUAUACAAUUCUCAGUGUUUGUGCAAUAGAGACAUUCCAAAAACUCGUCUGAUUCAGUAACUCUUCUGUUUCAAUGGGGAUAUGCAAAGACUGAUCCAUUGAUAGCAACGAUGCCUGUAACCCAGGGAUGAAAUAGCUUACUAGAUGAACCCUUUGUUGCACUUUACACGGGAGAAAUUGUUUCCAAAACAACCUAUUUUUCCUUUGGGUCAUUAAAAAUCCCUAACUUUGGACCUAUGGCUAGGCUUUCCAAGAGAGGAUUAAAUAGGAAACGUGAGUUCAUAAAGACAAGAAUGCAAGAGUUUACAAGGUCUUUGUUAAUUAGAGCUGGUGGGAAUUUUCGCAUUUUUUGGAAUGCUGAUUUACAAAAAUAUGGAACUUUUUUGCAAAAAAAUGUUCUGGAUUUUUAAAUUUCUGUUCAUUAAAGGAGGCAGCAGGAAACAGGACAGUCAGGUCCAGGCAGUAGGACAAGUCAGGUCCAGAUGUGGCCUGCUCCAUAUUUAAGAUUGUGGACAGGUGGGUGGGGGGAUCAGGAAUGGCAAAUGGGGUCAGGAAUGUAAACUGGAGUAGUAGUAAUAGGGUGAAAUUUAAUAGUGAAAAGUCCAAGGUCAUACAUUUAGGGAUUAAUAACAAGAAUUUUUAUUAUAAACUGGGGACGCAUCACUUGGAAGUA